This is a messenger RNA of Mus musculus (house mouse), 5774 nucleotides long. It is a transcript of the gene Xrcc6, whose product is annotated as X-ray repair complementing defective repair in Chinese hamster cells 6. Gene Ontology annotation, molecular function: class I DNA-(apurinic or apyrimidinic site) endonuclease activity; double-stranded DNA binding; telomeric repeat DNA binding. The record is from RefSeq and is a predicted model, not a curated record. NCBI's taxonomy places the organism in Eukaryota, Metazoa, Chordata, Mammalia, Rodentia, Muridae. Gene Ontology annotation, cellular component: nucleus; chromosome; Ku70:Ku80 complex. The coding region runs from base 3781 to 5607 and encodes 608 amino acids. The transcript has 15 exons. Gene Ontology annotation, biological process: response to ionizing radiation; telomere maintenance; positive regulation of immune system process.
UUCAAUCUAGUGAUGUUUUAGUUAGGGUUUCCAUUGCUGUGGAAAGACAUCACGACCAAAGAAACUUUUAUAAAGGACAACAUUUAAUUGGGGCUGGCUUACAGGUUCAGAGGGUCAGUCCAUUAUCAUCAAGGUGGGAGCAUGGCAGCAUCCAGGCAGGCAUGGUGUGGGAGGAGCUAAGAGUUCUACACCUUGAUCUGAAGGUGGCCAGGAGAAGACUGGUGUCUGCAGGCAGCUAGGAGGAAGCUCUCUCAAAGUCCAACCCCCCCCCCCCAACAGUGGCAUAUUUCCUCAGCUCCUCAGCGAGGCCACACCUACUCCCCAAAAGGCCACACCUAUUAAUAAGUAUUGAAACUACCACAAGUGAUAAUGCUAAUAUAUCUAGAAACUUUUAUCUCUUCUCGUAAACUAAAAAUUCACAUAAGCUUCAGGGAGUCGUAAGACUUGGCUCUACCUGUCACAGGUCAAAUGGACUCCAGAUAAGUGUAGCCAAGUUUCCCACCUGUCUAGUUCUGAGGGUGGGAUCUCCCCACUUGUCUUGAGACUCCUCCCUUUUGUCAAUUACUGGGACUAUGGGCCUGAAAGUUCCAAAUGUAAGGCUUCCUUUUAAGUUCCUACAUUUUAACUUCUGUCCCUAGUCUAUACUGUCUCAGUAGAUUUCCAUUUGGCUGAGACCAUUUGGGGAUCACUUGUGGACUACAAACUGCUGAGCUCUGAACUUUGCUGAAAGUCUAGGUAAAUCAGCCUAGUUUAUGUGAUUGCUUCCUGCCUCCUCAGCCUGGUUAGCUAACCAGAUUCUUCUGAUGAAUGCCCCAUUGUCUGAAACCCUUCUCAGCCUUUGACAGCCUUUCAGCUUUCCCUGGUCCUGACAGCUCUGCCCUAGUUUCAGUGGGAAGUAGUUACAAAGGAGAAUAAGUCUUGCCCCACCUCCCUCCUGCAGGCUGAAAUGCUAAGUCCAAAGGAAACUCCCUAGCAUAGUCAAAAAGCCAACUGACAUACCAAGAAAGUGGGCCCCAAUAUAUCAACUGGUAGAUUCAUUAAUUGAAAUAUUUCUACAAUCUGAUACAGCACUUGGCCUGGUUUAUGUAGAAUGAAGUGGUAGUAUAUAGCUUUAAGGGAAAAUAGUUAUUACUACUGUACAAGUCUGUAGUAGGUUGUACAGGGUUAUCCCUGAUUGGAUAAUAAAUAUGCCUGCUGUUGUGUUAGAAGCAUGGCUCCAGACAGACCAUACCAGGCCAAACACGUGAGGUUUACUGUAGGAGAACAGGGCAGAGGUGGCUGCUAAGGAGAAAGGGUGGGGGGAAGAGAGGUUAGAGGGCUCUGGGAGGUGAGCCAAGUGGAUUCUGGGAAUAUGGUGUCAGUUGCCUUGGCAACAGAUGUGCAGGUCCCUGUUGCCUAGGUGUGAUGUCACUGGUUUCAGAGCCGAUCCUGAUACUAACACCUGCAGCCUAUAACUGGGCAGAAUUGAGAUAGGCAGGGUCUAGGGUUUUGGGGCUUGGGUUCUGGGGAGAAACACAAGGAGGAGAGAAAGGAAGGUAGAGAUAGAAGAUACCAUGGGUAAGAAUAUUGAAAUUAUAGCCACCAAAACUGGCCAGUUGGAGCUAAGAGCAACCCAGAUGGAACAUGGCCGGUCAUAUUGUGGAGUUAUUGGCAGGGAAAUCGACAUAAUAGCAUAGAAGAUGGAUAUCUGCCCAGCUGUGGUGCUCACUGAGGCUUAUUAUAAAUACCAAGGUCGCAUGUUGUCUUUUAUCUGGGAACUGAAUGGCCAAAGGCAGGGUAGAAACUACAGAUUGAGAUUAAAUAUUUUCUACAACACAAUCCAUUUGGGAUUGUAAUCUGGCAUACAAAAAACUAUUAUAGAAAGGGGUCCUGAGAUAAAGUAAAUGACUGGUGCCCCAUCCAUUCCAGGCUCCUUCUGGGUAGUAACUCUGUCGUCAGCCAUCAUAGAGCCUUUGGCCGUUCUGCUUCUCCUAAUUACUGUUGGCUCUUACAUCAUUGAUACAAUAACCAAAUGAUAAUUCAUGUCUGGGUACCAUGAAACUGAUGGUUAUUAGAUCCCAGUAUAAAUAAGUACCCCUCCUUCAGUCAAGGAUUUGACCUAGGGAGGGAGGGCCAGCCUGGUCUACAGAGUGAGUUCCAGGACAGCCAGGGCUACACAGAGAAACCCUGUCUCAAAAGCAAAAACAGAAACACAACACCUUAGGGAGGAGGGAAUAUAAGACCUAAAGUUAAACUGUGAGUCCCACUUGCCAAAGGACCCAAUAAUUUCCUGGAAUGCUGGGAGUUGCAAUUCCUGAAAGAUAAAGUCACAUGGGAAAAUACAAAGGCCAUAUGAUUUUGCCCUUAAAAUUCCUUACAACAUUGUCUCCACUUAGCUGGGAAUUCUAGAGAGUGGUCUUGACCAAAGCCCAUCCUAGACAUUAUUUAAUUAAAGCUUGCUUCAAAUUUGGUUCAAAAUUGUGGUUUUUCUCUUGUGAGUUUCAAGGUUAACAUAACUUCCUAAAGACAAAGAAUUGGUCUCCUUCUCUAAACAGCAUGCAUAUCCCUCUGGUUUAGAUUUUCAGUGAAUUGUCCUUUUUAGACUUCAGUAGAGGGCUCUGAAAGGCCUCUGCUUCCCUAUGCACUCCCGAUUCUUUUUUUUGUUUGUUUGUUUUUUGUUUUUUUGUUUUUUUGUUUUUCGAGACAGGGUUUCUCUGUAUAGCCCUGGCUGUCCUAGAACUCAUUCUGUAGACCAGGCUGGCCUCUCACCAGAAAUCCACCUGCCUCUGCCUCCGGAGUGCUGGGAUUAAAGGUGUGCACCACCACUGCCCACUGUACUCCCGAAUCUUAUGCCUUCUCUGCUAAGAGCUGCAAUUACAAACUUGUGCCACCAACCUGGCCUUCUUUCUUUUCUUUCUGGAUGGGAUCUUGCUACACACUCUUGGCUGACCUAAACUCCCCCUUCCCCUGCUCCUGAAGCAAUGAGAUUAUUAGUCUGUGCCACUGUGGCCAUAAGGUCGCUUUUCCCAUUGCAGUCCAACCAUAUAUAAUCCUUCAGGAAUCAAGCAAUUGAAACACAGAUGUGGUGAAACCCAGAUGUACAAGGACUUGCCCUGAGGCACAGACCUGAGCUAGAGCAAUCCCUGAGGCUUCCAGUGUGUCCCUUUAAGAGAAAGGUUUGUCCUUGGCAACUGGUACUUAGAUAGGGCCCUGGGGAAGCCCUGGGGAAAGAAAGGAACAAGACUGCAGAAGACUGGCCAGUGGGUGACUUUGACAACCAGAGCAAGGCAGGACUAUAGGCCAAGGACCUGUAACUUCAGCUUGACAAGAUGGGCUCUUCUGGGUCAAGAUACAAGACUGAGGGUCCACAAGAUCAAACCCCAGGGCUUGGAGCAUGCCAAGCAGGAACUCUACCAGUGAGUGAGCAACAGCCUCAGUCAGCAUGAAACCAUUUGAACUGAGCACAACCGAUAUCCUCACCGAUACAGCAUCCGGUCCUCCCCCAGAACUGCUUUCUUACCAUCUGGUCAAAAGCAAUUAACUGUUGAGCGAAAAUUGCAUCGUCGGACAGAACGUAAUUAGUUCCAAGAUCUGGCUCAGGGUGACCUGACUUGACCUAACCUGGAGCCGGCAAGGGCUCAAGCCUUCCACCGCUCUAGCGCUCUCUUCCCAUCCACUCCAAGGACUGCAGAGGGAAUUUCCUUUUGGCGCGGAGGGCAGUCGCUCCGAGGGACACCAGAGGAUCUCGUCUGCAGUGUUGCUUCCACCACCAGGGACACGAGCUGGAGUGAGCAAACCAACAUGUCAGAGUGGGAGUCCUACUACAAAACUGAGGGCGAGGAAGAGGAAGAGGAGGAGGAGAGCCCCGACACAGGUGGAGAAUAUAAAUAUUCAGGAAGAGAUAGCUUGAUUUUUCUGGUUGAUGCCUCCAGGGCUAUGUUCGAAUCUCAGGGUGAAGAUGAACUCACACCUUUUGAUAUGAGCAUCCAGUGUAUCCAGAGUGUGUACACCAGUAAGAUCAUAAGCAGCGAUCGGGAUCUCCUGGCAGUGGUGUUCUAUGGAACCGAGAAAGAUAAAAAUUCAGUGAAUUUCAAAAAUAUUUAUGUCUUACAAGAUUUGGACAACCCAGGCGCUAAGCGAGUGCUAGAGCUCGACCAGUUUAAGGGACAACAGGGGAAGAAGCACUUCCGAGACACGGUUGGCCAUGGGUCUGACUACUCUUUGAGUGAAGUGCUCUGGGUCUGUGCCAACCUCUUCAGCGACGUCCAGCUCAAGAUGAGUCACAAGAGGAUCAUGCUGUUCACCAAUGAAGACGACCCCCAUGGCCGUGACAGUGCUAAAGCCAGCCGGGCCAGGACCAAAGCCAGCGACCUCCGGGACACUGGGAUCUUCCUUGACUUGAUGCAUCUGAAGAAGCCAGGAGGCUUUGAUGUAUCCGUGUUCUACAGGGACAUCAUCACCACCGCUGAGGACGAGGACCUUGGGGUUCACUUCGAGGAGUCAAGCAAGCUGGAAGACCUGCUAAGGAAGGUUCGAGCCAAGGAGACCAAAAAGCGAGUUCUGUCCAGGUUAAAGUUUAAGCUCGGUGAAGACGUAGUACUCAUGGUGGGCAUUUAUAACUUGGUCCAGAAAGCUAACAAGCCUUUUCCAGUGAGACUCUAUCGGGAAACAAAUGAACCAGUGAAAACCAAGACAAGGACUUUUAAUGUAAACACCGGCAGUCUACUCCUGCCUAGUGACACCAAGCGGUCUCUGACUUAUGGGACACGUCAGAUUGUGCUGGAGAAAGAGGAGACAGAGGAGCUGAAGCGGUUUGAUGAGCCAGGUUUGAUCCUCAUGGGCUUUAAGCCCACGGUGAUGCUGAAGAAGCAGCACUACCUGAGGCCCUCUCUGUUCGUGUACCCGGAGGAGUCCCUGGUCAGUGGGAGCUCAACCUUGUUCAGCGCUCUGCUCACCAAGUGUGUGGAGAAGGAGGUCAUAGCAGUGUGUAGAUACACACCCCGGAAGAACGUCUCCCCGUAUUUUGUGGCUUUGGUGCCCCAGGAAGAGGAGCUGGAUGAUCAGAACAUUCAGGUGACUCCAGGAGGCUUCCAGCUUGUCUUCCUCCCUUAUGCCGAUGACAAGCGGAAGGUGCCCUUUACUGAGAAGGUGACGGCCAACCAGGAGCAGAUAGACAAGAUGAAGGCCAUUGUUCAAAAGCUCCGCUUCACAUACAGGAGCGACAGUUUUGAGAAUCCAGUCCUGCAGCAGCACUUCCGCAACCUGGAGGCCCUAGCUUUGGACAUGAUGGAGUCGGAGCAAGUGGUAGAUCUGACACUACCCAAGGUUGAAGCCAUAAAGAAAAGACUGGGUUCCCUGGCAGAUGAGUUUAAAGAACUUGUCUAUCCUCCAGGUUAUAAUCCCGAGGGAAAAGUUGCCAAGAGAAAACAAGAUGAUGAAGGUUCUACGAGUAAAAAGCCCAAGGUAGAGUUAUCAGAAGAAGAGCUGAAGGCCCAUUUUCGUAAGGGCACACUGGGUAAGCUCACUGUACCUACACUGAAGGACAUAUGCAAGGCUCAUGGGCUUAAGAGUGGGCCGAAGAAGCAGGAACUGCUAGAUGCUCUUAUCAGACACUUGGAGAAGAACUGACUAAAGCUCAGAAGCCCAGCCACUUUCUACACUGCAGCCAGGCCACCUGCUUGUGUUCUUACCAAGCUAGGUGGUAGCUACAAAGAGCUACUUAAGUGCAAAAUCAUGGAGAUUACAGUCUCCCACCUCACUGUGCCUUACUCUGUGAAUAAAGAGCUCUAACUUUA